AUGGGGACGCCCCGCCCACUCGGCCCGGCUACCCUCCUCCCGGCCCGCCCCGGCCUCUCUGCCCCGCCCACUCGGCCGCCAGGUGGGUGUCCGCCUACCUGGCCCCGCCCACCCCGCACGCCUCAGGGGGCAGCCCCACCCCCCCAGCGGGGUCCGGCUGCGUCUCCUCAGCUCCUCAGGGGUGGUGGCUGCGCUACAAGUUUGGAAAUUUUGGCGGCGGAGGAGCGCGCCAGCAUUUCGAAGCCGAAGGCUGUGGCAGCAGCCGACCUUCGAGGGCCCUUCAUCCGCGCCCCGGCGCUCCCGCAGCCCAGAGUCGGGCGGCCACGAGACUCGGCAGCGUCCUCCCGCGUUCGCCCGCCGGACGGCUGCAGCCCUGUCACGGGGCCCGGAGGAGGUGAACCCGCUCGCGGAGAGCACCUGCCGGGCCAUGUUCUCAUAGAGAUUUUAAGUACCCACAAGAAACUCAAUGAGAGUCUUGAUGAAAAUUUUAAAAAAUUCCCUAAAGAGAUUACACAUGAGCUGGAGAAGAAGAUGGAACUUGAUGGAAAACACAUGAAUUAUAUAGAAACCAUUACAUCUCGCCAGAGCGAAAUCCAGAAAUUUAUUGCAGAUGAUUGCAAAGAAGCUCUACUUGAAGAGAAAAGGCACUUCUGCUUUCUGGUCGACAAACACUGUAGCUUUGCAAAUAACUUACAUUAUUAUCAUUUACAGAAUUACUCAAUUCCAGGCUUCCCUGGUGGCAGGAAACCUGUGGUGAUGCUACCAAAGUGCCCAAGAAGAUCAUGAAUAUGAUGGAGGAAAUAAGGACCCCAAGUUCUGAACGCGUGUCCAGGAUGCCCCAGCCCUCCCUGAUGAUUGAGAGAAGCAGCGUGGUUACGUGGUGGUUUCUCGGGACAGUGUUCCUCUGUGGGGUGAAAUGCACUGAAUUAGUCCAUAUGAAGUGGCAAACAUGGUAAGAAACGACAGCUGGAGAGUCUGAGUGUGGAGAGGAAGUGUGUUUGUGUUGCUGUGAUAAGUUAAUGCAAAUUUGAAAUCACCGGAGAGUAAAUGACUCUUCCAAACAUCCACAUUAGCACAAUGUCACAGAAGCAGAGAGGACGUCAGACUUUGGGAUGGAGGCCAAGCCCGCCCAGAUCCAGUUCACCCACCAUAGGUGAACUGCUUGCCCUUAUAGGAGGCCACAUGUUAGCAGGAGACUCAUGGGAGGUUUAAAUCGGGGCCCCCCAUGUCUCUGGUGCAGUAGAAGCAGUGGGAUUUGGAAUUCCAAUUCUCCACAACGCUUCACCACAAGCUGCUUAGAACUAUGAAAAAGCAGGAAGGGAAGC
This is a messenger RNA of Mustela erminea (ermine), 1325 nucleotides long. RefSeq names its product basic proline-rich protein-like. Gene Ontology annotation, cellular component: cytosol; nucleoplasm. NCBI's taxonomy places the organism in Eukaryota, Metazoa, Chordata, Mammalia, Carnivora, Mustelidae. The record is from RefSeq and is a predicted model, not a curated record. The transcript has 6 exons. Gene Ontology annotation, biological process: plasma membrane organization; positive regulation of actin filament polymerization; actin crosslink formation. The coding region runs from base 1 to 786 and encodes 261 amino acids.